AUGCGGCCAACACAGUCAACAUCGCAUCCGUACGUCUAUCGUACACCUCGAGGCAGUUUGCGGGGUCUGGAGUACCAAGACAUCGCCGGCAACCCAGUACUGUACCGCUUCACCAAAGUGCCAUAUGCCCUGCCUCCCGUGGGGUCUCGACGUUGGCGGCGUCCACAGCCUCUUCCGUCCGACUUCAGCUUCAACGAUGCCGCGUCAGGUGAGCCCGGCGACUACACCAAGUUCGGCCCCAUCUGCCCUCAACCGAAGUAUGCGCAUGGCUUGGCCCUGAUUGAGAACCCCGACUCUGCGCCACCGAUAGAGAACGUCCAGGAUGAGGACUGUCUAUACCUAAACAUUUGGGUCCCAGCAGGCCCAAAACCUAGCGGAGGCUGGCCGGUCCAAUUCUUCAUUCAUGGCGGCUGGCUCCAAGUCGGCGAUGCGAUGCAGGGCCACGCGCACGACCCGUUCGACUUGCUGGCCAACACUACGCCCCGGAUCGUCGUGUCGCCAACACACCGACUGAACCUGUUCGGCUUUCUCGCAGGCGAGGACCUGGCAUCUCUACAUGAAGACCCGGCACCCUCGAACUACGGGUUUUGGGACCAGAGGUGCGCGUUGGAAUGGACGGCACAGCACAUUGAACAGUUCGGCGGCAACCCCAAGAACAUCACGGUCGGCGGUCUGUCUGCGGGCGCCAACUCGACGUUCUUCCAAUUGAACUACGACAGCCAGCUGCCGGUAGAGCAGCGUCUGAUCCGGCGGGUCUUUCUAUGGUCCAACGCGGUGGCGAUCCAGCCGAACUCGUCGACCAGCCCCGUGCUGACGUCGCAGUUCAACGAGCUGUGUUCUGUGUUUGGCAUCCCCGGCACCGCUACGCCAGCCGAAAAAUUGGCGGCACUGAGAAAGAUUCCGGCACCAGAGUUGGUGUCUGCGUUGUCGAAGCUGAAAAUGCACACAUUCCGCGCCAGCACCGACGAGGACUUCGUCAAUGCCACGCUACUAGCAUCGCUGCACAGCGGGACGUUCACAACGCGGCUCUUCCGCAACGGUACAUCGGUGCUGCUCGGCGAGGUGAGCGACGAAAAAGAACUGUACAAGUUGGUCAACCCGCCAGCCAACUACGACGACCUGGUGACCCAGCUAGUAAACUACUAUCCGCCGCCAGUUGUGCAGGCCCUGUUGCCAUUAUACAACGUGCCCGACAAGACUUCGACCGAUGCCGCCGCUUGGGCCGAGGUGUUUUGCCAGAUCGUCGGCGACGGCCAAGUCCACGCGUCCGUGCGCGGCCUUACACAUGUGUUGUUGAACCCGCCCUCUCGGCCGGGCGUGACGCCACUGCCCCCAUCCCGAGUCCAUAGGUACCGCAUCGCCUGGCGCGCAAAGGUCCUGGACAACUGGUACAAGGCCGAAGCCAAGGUGUUUCACUCGGCCGACAUCCCUAUCUGGUGGGCCUCUGGCUGGCGCUAUGACUACACCGACGGCGACAAGGGCGUCGUCAAGAAGUUCCUGGAGCCCUUUGGCCAGUUUCUGGAUGGCAAGCAGGUGGAUUGGCCGUGCUCCGGCGAGGACCGACUGCGGUUGCUGGACCAAGAUGGCGAGAUCCACGAGGACGUUGUCGAUGAGUUGUGGGAGCGUGGUCUACAGGUGUGGAAUGCCGUGUGGGAUGCACAGAAGGCGACUGUGGUCAAAGAAGACGAGACGGGAGGUCAGGGAAAUUGA
Capronia epimyces CBS 606.96 is the source of this 1710-nucleotide messenger RNA. RefSeq lists its product as uncharacterized. The transcript has a single exon. The record is from RefSeq and is a predicted model, not a curated record. NCBI's taxonomy places the organism in Eukaryota, Fungi, Ascomycota, Eurotiomycetes, Chaetothyriales, Herpotrichiellaceae. Bases 1 to 1710 code for a protein of 569 amino acids.